GUCAUGCAGCUCGAGUUCUCGCGAUAAGGCCCGAGAGGCUGCGCGGUUCGGUGGCAGCGCGUUCGCGGCUGAUGUUUAAACCCAAAGCGAGAAUUCUGCGGAUUUAGGUCCUGGAUUUGAGAUCGGCGGCGGUCCGGACUCUCAGGCAGCCAUGAGGCGCAGUAAAGCCGACGUCGAGCGCUACAUUUCCUCGGUGCAGAGCCUCUCUCCCGCCCAGGCUGAGAAACCUGUGAAAGGAUUUUUAUUUGCGAAGUUGUACUUUGAAGCGAAGGAGUAUGAACUUGCUAAAAGACACGUGUCGGCUUAUUUAACAGUGCAGGUCAGAGACCCCAAAGCUCACAGGUUCCUCGGCCAGCUCUACGAAAGAGAGGGUGAAGUUGAAAAAGCUAUAGGAUGUUACAAGCGUUCAGUGGAUCUGAAUCCAGCUCAGAGAGACUUGGUCCUGAAGGUGGCUGAGCUUCUGUGCAGUAAACCUGAACUGGACAGCAGAGCGGAAUUCUGGGUAGAGAAAGCUGCCAAACUGUUGCCUGGUCAUCCUGCCGUCUUUGACCUCAGGGAGAAACUGCUGAGUGCGAAGGGACAGCAGGGCUGGAACCAGCUGUACGACCUGCUGCAGUCAGAGCUGCAGCUGCGCCCGUCCGACGCCCACGUCAACAGCAAGCUGGUGCAGCUCUACUGCUCAGACGGACGCUUGGAGGAUGCGGCCAGGCACUGUCUGUCUGUGGAAAGAUCUGGAGUGUUGAGACACAGCCUGGACUGGUACACCACCGCCAUCCACACCAUCCAGGAAUACUUGGCACAACCAAGCGUAUCUUCCAAUGAGAAACUCUGUCGCAAAUUUCAAAAGGAGCUCUUGCUGGCUCACUGCAACCUGCUGAGACUCACACUCUCAGAGAAAGGAUGCCAGGAAAGUGUGGACGCCCUUCAGACUUUUGACCACGCUAUGCAGUCCUUAAAAACUACUGCCAUGAACACAGCCGAUGAACUCUCAGAGGUCUUCUUAGAAAUGAGAGCUCAUCUGUAUCUGUAUGCUGGGACCCUCCUGUUGAAGAUGGCCUUGGAAAAAGAGCAGCAGUGGAGAGCCGUAGUUCAUUUAGCAGCCUUUUGUUACCUUCUGGCUUAUCAGGCUCCCAGGCCAAAGCCAAAGCCUGAGAAAGGUGACCUGGCACAACCGAAACCUCUAGAGUCGUUAGCCUGUUAUCGUCAAAGCCAAGCAGGCCACAUGCUGCUGAAUCUGAAUCAGGAGCCGGAGCACUUAAUAAAGGAGGUGGUGGAGGUGUUUGGGAACAGGAGCGGGCAGGAAAGUCUGGUGGAGAUGCUCCUCAGUGUACAAGGUCCUUCCAGCCGCUCAUUCAUUGGAAACGAUUCUAUAAGUGGCAUCAGUACCCAGACACCAGAUAUACAAGAACUUGCCAAGUGUGACGGUGGUUCAAUCCUGCACUAUGGGGAUUUGCAGUACCUAACUUGGUUGGGCUUACAGUGGUCAAUGUUGGGCGAGAGGCCAGCCCUGAAAGACUGGCUGAAGCAGCUCUAUCCUCGUCUCACUUUGGAGACCUUCAAAGUGGACACCAACACUCCGGAGUCGAUCUGUCUGCUGGACCUUGAGGUCUUUUUAUUUGGUGUCGUGUUCACAAGUCACACUCAGCUACAGGAGACUGCAAAGAUUUCUGCCGGCUCCCAGCUGCAUGAGCCACGAUGUUUGCCUUUGCAGCUCAUGAAACUCUUGACGUCGGAGAGACAGCGAGAGUGGUGGGACGCAGUCUACAGCCUCAUUCAUAAAAAAGCACUUCCUAAUAUGUCUGCCAAGCUGCGGAUGAUUGUCCAGCAUGGCCUGAGCACACUGCGCGCAGGAGAGAAACAUGGCCUUCAGCCUGCACUGCUCAUCCACUGGGCCAGGCACCUCAGCAUAACAGGUGAUGGCGUGAACUCCUACUAUGACCAGAAAGAGUAUAUUGGCCGUAGUGUCCACUACUGGAAUGUUGUUCUUCCCUUGCUGGAGAAAAUUGAGAAGAGGCGCAGCAUCGCUGAACCCCUCGAUCCAAUGUUUAAGCAUUUUAGGAGUAAAGACAUACAGGCUUCUGAAGUCAAAGGGUAUGAAGAGGAAGCCAUGAUCGCUUUUGCCACUCUGCUCGACGUCGAGGGCAAAACUGAUCAGGCCAUUUUGAAGCUUGAGAAGCUCAAUAGUGUCUCUUCACAUUGGCAUCUUGCUCGGAUCUAUCAGAGGCUUUCUGAGGAGGCAGGAAACGGUGUUGAAGAAACUCAAGACAUGUGUAUGAACUUUCUCCGGCAGUUCAAGAAAUACUUAUCAAAGAUCUACCACGCCAGCGCAGACGAUAUGGAGAAGCUGCCUGUGUCAAUGGAGGAAGUUAUGGAUUUGCUGAAUGAUGUCAAUCAGCAGCUUGGGGACAGUGGAGAGGCUUUGGACGGAGUUGAUGGAGGACUUCCAAUGACCUCGAGCCCAAGAUCACUAACAGAUCCAGCAGUGGCUGCUCCUCACAAAAUGUCCAUGUCAUCCCCAGCCAAAAGUGUUCUCUCCCCCUCCAAAAGACCAGUGUUUUCUCCCAAGACUCCCCCUCAUUGGGUGGAAGAUCAGAAGUCACUCUUGAAGAUGCUCUGUGAACAAGUCGAGGCUUUAAAGAAUGAGGUUCAUGACCUGAGGCACAACGCGUCAGAAACAACAGACUCUCCGUAUAACCGAGUGUAUCCAGGAAAUUACUCAGCAGAGGCCCUACAGGAGCCCUUUUCAGCUACACAGACAUUUCAUGGAGUACCACUUACAGUUGCCACUACAGGUCCCUCAGUGUACUACAAUCAGUCCCCUGCAUAUAAUUCACAGUACCUUCUUCGCCCUGCUGCUAAUGUAACGCCAACAAAGGCACCGGUCUACGGAGUGAAUCGCCUCCCUCAGCAACAUAUGUAUGCCUACCAACAGCCAACACACACACCACCUCUUCAAACAGCGUCAUGCAUAUAUUCACAAGACCAGGUCUUCGGUACCCCUCUUAGGUUUGAGUCACCUGCCACAGCCUUACUCUCUCCUUACAGUGAAGAAUACUGUGGUCAUAAUGUUUCUCAGUCUUCGACCAAUCCAACAUUGCCAGAGCCUGGAUACUUCACUAAGCCCCCUGUCAUACCCGCCCAGUCCUAUAAGAGCAGUGAAGGCAAAUCAUCUGACUUGAAGAUGAGCUUCAGCUCGCAGGUUCCUGUUGAACCUCCGAAGGUUCCCUCUUUUGGUAGUGGGCCUACACAGACAAAUCCAGCAGGAACAGCUUUCAAGUUUAAUUCAAAUUUUAAAUCUAAUGACGGGGACUUUACCUUCUCAUCGACGAAUGUGAAAAACAACAGCGAAAGCCUUUUGGGGCUUCUGACUUCAGAUAUUCCACCCAGAACUGAAGCACAUUCAGCACUGAAGCCUCAAACACAAGACCAGGCAGCUAGCAACACUGGAAUCUUUACUUUUGGGAGCAAAACUUCCUCAGGAUUUUCGUUUACUGAUGUUGCCCAGGCCAAAACUCUUUUUGGAAAACCUGACCAAACAUUUGGCUUUGCAUGUAUGACCAAGCCAGGAUCUGGGACAGGAAACACAGAGGAAAAUGAUGAGAAGUGUGCAGAAAGUGAUGACAGCACCCAUGUUGAAGAGGAUGAGGAUGGACCCCAUUUUGAGCCCAUUGUGCCUCUGCCAGACAAGGUUGAUGUAAAAACGGGUGAGGAGGAGGAAGAGGAGAUGUUCUGUAACAGGGCGAAAUUGUUCAGAUUCGAGGCUGAAACUAAAGAAUGGAAGGAAAGAGGAAUCGGAAGCAUCAAAAUCCUGAAACACAAAACCUCAGGGAAAUUUCGGGUGUUGAUGAGGAGGGAGCAAGUUCUGAAAAUCUGCGCCAAUCAUUACAUCACAGCGGACAUGGUUUUGAAACCAAACGCUGGGUCUGAUAAGUCAUGGGUGUGGCAUGCAAUCGACUAUGCUGAUGAAAUGCCGAAGACCGAACAGCUGGCUAUUCGCUUCAAAACAGCAGAUGAAGCAGCUUUAUUCAAACUAAAAUUUGUGGAGGCUCAGAGAGCCAUUCAGUCUCUGCAAAUACAAGAUCAGCCAAAGGAAAGUAACUCCAAGUCCUCUGCUCCUCAGGGGUCGGGCAAAAAGUUGGAUCUAAAAACUCAGUUUGCAAAGAAGGAAGGCGAAUGGGACUGCAACGUCUGCUGUGUAAGAAAUGGCCCAUCAUCUAAGAGUUGUGUGGCGUGUAACAGUCCCAAUCCUGAUCUUUUAAAAUCUGAAGCUAAACCGGCAGAUGGGUUCAGAAGUGCCACCAAUGUGACUCCCUCUGCAGGUACAUUCACCUUUGGACUUGGCGCUAAGGAUACCAGCUCUGAAACCGGCUUUAAAGGAUUUGGAGAUCAGAUUCCAUUUUCUUUUAAGUUCGGAACACAAGCAACCACAGCACCAUCCAGUCAGAGUGACAAAAAGUCUGGUCAGUGGGAAGCUGCAGCAGAGAGUACUGUGUCGAAUAAGAGUCUAAAUCCCUCUGUGCAGGCGGUAAGCAACUCUUCAAGUGUUGCACCAACAGGUUUCUCGUUUGGGUCUGGAUUUGCUCAGUUUGCUAAGAAACCUGGACAGUGGGAUUGUCCCACAUGUGCAGUGAGGAAUGAGGCGUCUGCAAGCACUUGCGUUGCAUGUCAAACCUCAAAUCCUUCAGCCAAAACCGUCCCUGCACCAGAACCCGUCAAAUCGUCCGCGAGUCCUGGACUUGGACCUGGACUUGAUCAGUUUGCCAAGAAACCUGGACAGUGGGAUUGUGAUACCUGCUUAGUCAGGAAUGAUGCAGCUGCCACAAAGUGCAUUUCCUGCCAGACCCCAUGUAGCACUGCAAAAAGUCAGGGUGGUCUGGCAAUGUUUGGUAAAAAAGAAGGACAGUGGGAUUGUGAGACUUGCCUGGUAAGAAAUGAAGGCACGUCCAGUCACUGUGUGUCGUGCCAGGAACCUAAAGCAAGUGCAAAAAGCUCUUUAGCCGCACCAGCAUCUUCCUCCUUCAGCUUUAGUUUCGGCAGUAACGAUAACCAACCUGCCGGUACUGGGUUUAAAGCCAACUUUGAUGCUAGUAGCACUUUUCAGUUUGGACAGAGUAAGAAAGAAACGACAUCAGCAGCUUUUAAAUUUGAGUCUUCUGCGGCUCAGGUUGAAACAUCUUCAAGCACUUCAACUUUCUCUUUUUCAUCACCAGCAUCUGCCAAUGGAUUUAAGUUUGGUCUUAGUGAACCAGAAACAACGCCAGCAGUAAGUCAAGCACAGAGUGGAUCUGCCUCAAGUUUUCUGAAAAAUAUUGCCGAACAACACAGAGAGAAAGAAAAAGAGGCAGCCUCUUCUACUCCGUCUCCGGCCAUGGCUGGUAAUGAUGACAAUCCACUCCUUACAUCAAAGCUGAACGCCUUCAGUUUUGCGGACUUGGCAAAGUCUUCACAAGGUAACUUUCAGUUUGGGCAGAAAGAUCCUAGUUUUACAGGCUUCGCAGGAGCUGGUGAGCAGCUUUUCACUUCAUUACGGGAAGGCCAAAAGGCAGACACCUCUGUUGAUCAAGACGAGGAAGAUAUGUACAAGACUGAAGAAAAUGAUGACAUUCAAUUUGAACCUGUGGUUAAGAUGCCUGAGAAAGUUGAACUUGUUACAGGGGAGGAGGACGAGGAAUGUCUUUACACAAACCGUGUUAAGCUCUUCAGGUUUGAUUGUGAAACUCAGCAGUGGAAGGAAAGAGGAGUCGGGAACCUUAAAAUUCUAAAAAAUAAUGAAAAUGGUAGGCUUAGAGUUCUUAUGAGGAGAGAGCAAGUGUUGAAGGUGUGUGCUAAUCACUGGAUCACUACCACAAUGAACUUGAAGCCUCUUGCUGGGUCAGAUCGUGCCUGGAUGUGGCAAGCUAGCGACUUUUCAGAUGGUGAUGCCAGGUUCGAACAGUUGGCCGCCAAGUUCAAAACCCCAGAACUUGCAGCAGAGUUCAAGCAAAAGUUUGAGGAAUGUCAGCGACUCCUUCUGGACAUUCCUCUGCAGACGCCUCACAAGCUUGCAAAUUCCAGCAGAACGGCGCAUCUCAUACAGAAAGCUGAGGAGAUGAAAUCUGGUCUCAAAGACCUCAAGUCAUUCUUGACUUAUGAUGGGAUUAAAAGCAAGGAUGAAGAAGGCAGUGCCACCGUUGCAAAUGACACUUCUGAGCUCGUAAUCAAGCCACACUCUGAGAGCACGGGAUCUACUUUGGAAUGGGACAACUACGAUUUGCAGAAAGAUGUUCAUGAUGAAAGUGCAGACACGUCCAUCUAUGCCUCUCCACUGGCUAGCAGCCCACUGCAAAAAAGCUUGUUCCGCUUUGGGGAAUCGUCUGCUGGGUUUAGCUUCAGUUUCCAGCCCGUUCUCAGUCCUUCGAAAUCCCCAGCUAAGCUAAACCAAAGCAGAACUUCUGUUGGCACAGAUGAUGAACAAGAAACGACCCAAGAAGAGGAGAGGGACGGACAGUACUUUGAGCCAGUUGUGCCUUUGCCUGAUCUUGUUGAGAUUUCAACCGGAGAAGAGAACGAGCAGGUAGUGUUCAGUCACAGAGCAAAGUUAUAUCGGUACGAUAAAGACCUUAGCCAGUGGAAGGAGAGAGGCAUCGGGGACCUCAAGAUUUUACAAAAUUAUGAUACUAAGCGCACACGGCUUGUGAUGAGACGGGACCAAGUCCUCAAACUAUGCGCAAACCACUGGAUAACUUUGGAUAUGAAGCUGGAGCCGAUGAAAGGAGCUGAAAAGGCGUGGAUCUGGAGCGCUUACGACUUUGCCGAAGGAGAAGGGAAGGUUGAGCAGUUAGCUGUGCGCUUCAAAUUGCUGGAAACGGCGAAUACUUUCAAAGAAUUAUUUGACAAAGCCAAGGACGCUCAGGAGAAGAAAAUUCUCCUUGCGACUGCUUCUCCUAGAGAACCGUUGACCUCAGUUGACCUUUGUGGGAAAGCUGCCAUUGCAGUGCUUGAGGAAACCACCAGGCUAACUACUGAGCAGCCUUCUGAAGGCUGUCAUACGCCGAGUGGGAAAAGUCCUCACAGUCCGCAGAGCUCCUCUAAAACGGUGGUGUCUCCCCCCAAGUUUGUCUUUGGAACAGACUCUGUACAGAAAAUCUUUGGAAGCCCACUGUCUUCAAAAGAGAUGGUCCCUGCCAUUGCUGCAGGUUCCAAAGACAAGGCGUCGAGUAGCACUUCUGACCCCAAAACUUUUGGAAGCAGUUCAGUGUCGGGUGUAACUCCAUUCAGAGUACCGGAAAGAGGAUUGGAUUUUAGGCUUUUUAAAGAUAACCCUAUGGCUUUUUGGACGUGUACAUCAGCCACCCAAUUUGACACUCAAGUUCCUUCUCACACUCAGCCAGAUGUACGAGAUGCUGGAGACCAGAGUGACUCGGACAUAGAAAUUGUAUUUGAACGACAGCCGACUAAGGAGCAGGCGGAGCUAGCCCGGAAGUUGAUGCUACCACCUGCGUUCUUCACUUACAAAAACGAGCCAGGAUACGUCAGCGAUGACACUGACGAUGAAGAUUAUGAAACUGCAGUGAGGAACCUGAAAGGAAGGCUGUACCCUGAUUCUCCCAGACCUGACCAAGCUCAGGCCAGUGGAGGUGUGAAAGACCCUGACUGUGUGCUGGUUUGGGAGAAGAAACCAACGCUGGAGGAGGAGAGACGAGCCAAGAGCCUUCAGCUCCCUCCCACCUUCUUCUGUGGGGCCGGUAGUGAUACGGACACUGAGCCUGACAGGCCAGAGGAUUUUGGAACGGAGCUACGAAAGGUGCAGCAAGCUCAGAGUGAAUUAAACAGCCAGAAGGGGGCGUCCUCUAAUGAAAGCCUCCCUAAGAGCAGUGAUGCCAGCGCAGAACCCAUCAAGGCCUCCUCAGUCCAGACUGCCAUCGCUGAUAAUGGCUGCCCCAUUGAUCUCUCCACCAAGAGCCAUGAAGCAGAAGCACCAGCUGACUCAAACACCAGCCAAGAUGCUCCUCCUGCUUUUACGUUUGGAUCUGCAGUUGGAUUUUCGUUUGCAGACUUGGCGAAGAAUUCGGGUGAAUUUGCCUUUGGGACAAAAGAUUCAAACUUCUCUUGGGCGAACGCUGGAGCCGCCGUCUUUAGCAGCGCCAUGACAACACGGAAUGAGGAUGAGGAGGAGGGCAGUGAUGAUGAUGCUUCUAACAAUACAGACAUCCAUUUUGAGCCUAUUGUUUCCCUGCCAGAGGUUGAGGUGAAGUCUGGUGAGGAGGACGAGGAGAUCCUCUUCAAAGAGAGGACGAAGCUGUACAGAUGGGACCGUGAUUUGAACCAGUGGAAAGAGCGCGGCGUCGGAGACAUAAAGAUCCUCUUCCAUCCAGUAAAGAAGUGCUACCGUGUGCUCAUGAGGCGCGAGCAGGUCUUAAAGGUGUGCGCCAACCACACCAUCACCAUGGCUAUGGAGCUCAAACCAAUGAACACCUCUUCCAACGCGCUGGUUUGGACAGCUAACGACUACGCAGAAGGGGACGCUAAGGUGGAGCAGCUCGCUGCCAAGUUCAAAACCCCUGAACUCGCCGAAUCCUUCAGGAAAGCCUUCACGGAAUGUCAGAGCCGUUUGAGCCAGGCCGACGUCUCCCAGUCCUCCAGGGUGGCGGAGCUUUCUAGAGCGAGUAACCCUGUGGUCUUCUUCACUGUGGCUGCUGACGGUGAGGUUAUUGGCAAGAUCACCAUGGAGCUGUUCGCCCACAUCGUCCCGAAAACUGCAGAAAACUUCCGAGCUUUGUGCACUGGAGAGAAAGGCUUCGGAUACCGCAACUCGGUUUUCCACAGGAUAAUCCCGGAUUUCAUGUGUCAGGGAGGCGACAUCACCAACCAGGACGGCACCGGCGGAAAGUCCAUCUACGGGGGCAAGUUUGAGGACGAGAACUUCGACGUGAGGCACACCGGGCCGGGCCUGCUGUCCAUGGCCAACCGCGGCAGAGACACUAACAACUCCCAGUUCUUCAUCACCCUCAAAAAGGCCGAGCACCUGGACUUCAAGCACGUUGCGUUCGGCUUCGUCAGAGACGGCGCGGACGUGGUGAAGCGGAUGGGAGAGCUCGGAUCUAAAAGCGGCAAACCCAGCAGAACCAUCACAGUGGUAGACUGUGGACAGCUGUGAUUCUGCUCUCCGGGCACUUCAGAGGUUCUUUCAUGUUCUGCCUGCGUUUCUGUGGUUCCUCAGCUGUGAAUCCCUCCCGGUCAGGCGUGUCGGAGGGAUGACCAAAGCGGAUCGUUCUGAAGCCUCUUUCUCGUUUGCUGUGUGUCCUAUUUUUGUUGUUUGUUUGUUUGUUUGUUGUUGUUUGUUUGUGUGUGAAAGCGCUGCUGAAAUCUUCACUCCGACUCUAACAGGAGUGCUGAGUGUAAAACUGCAGCUUUCUGUCUCUGAUGGUCUGUUUAAUAACUCAGAUGUGAAGAUUGUGAAGGUGACGGUGUUGCAGAGCGAAACCUUCUCACUGAUCCUCCCCACCUCAUCAGCGCCGCUGACCCCAACAGCGUAAUUAGGUCCAAACUCCAGGGUUUGUAGCGUUUCCGUCUGCAUGGAUUGUAAUAAACCUGUUUUGGAUGAUGGAGCCUUGGUUUAAUAACAGAUUAAUAACAGCUUAUUCCUUCACUGCUUGUCCUUCAUCCCAGUGAUUUUCCUCUAAAAUGUGCAGGGAAUUCCCAAAUCCCAGGACUGUGUAACAGAAACUCUGCUGAUUAGGUUCACUUUUCCAUUCACACUCGUGGAUGAAGCAGUGAGGAAUGUCUAUCGUCUUAAUCAGUGACUGUGUGUGUUUUUACUCUGUAGAGAGUUCUGGUAAUUAUGCUUUUUACAGCAUUUAAAUGAUGGAGAUUCUACAUUUCCCCCUUUUUGCCUAUUAAAAGUUCAACGUUUAA
Messenger RNA from Colossoma macropomum (tambaqui), 9894 nucleotides. RefSeq names its product RAN binding protein 2 (gene ranbp2). Gene Ontology annotation, molecular function: peptidyl-prolyl cis-trans isomerase activity; protein binding; GTPase activator activity. Gene Ontology annotation, cellular component: nuclear pore; cytoplasm. The transcript is spliced from 29 exons. The record is from RefSeq and is a predicted model, not a curated record. Gene Ontology annotation, biological process: protein peptidyl-prolyl isomerization; intracellular transport; protein folding. NCBI's taxonomy places the organism in Eukaryota, Metazoa, Chordata, Actinopteri, Characiformes, Serrasalmidae. The coding region runs from base 152 to 9136 and encodes 2994 amino acids.